Nothobranchius furzeri (turquoise killifish) is the source of this 2433-nucleotide messenger RNA. RefSeq names its product E3 ubiquitin-protein ligase TRIM39. Lineage: Eukaryota; Metazoa; Chordata; Actinopteri; Cyprinodontiformes; Nothobranchiidae. The record is from RefSeq and is a predicted model, not a curated record. Gene Ontology annotation, molecular function: zinc ion binding; protein binding.
CUUUGUUUUUCUCUGCACCAACACACCUGGUCUCAAUCAGUGAUUUACCUGGGCUGGAUGACCUGCUGAAGAGGUGAGUGAAUCAGGUGUGUUGGAGCAGGAAAACAUCUGAAGCAGUGGCCCUCUAUAGUAUCCUUUCUGGUAAGGUGUACUCCAUGAAUUUUCCAACGUUGGCGGCAUCAAUCAGGCUGGCUGCGCAGUCCCCGGUCCCACCCUGUGGGUGUCCUUGUAUCCAGUGAUCCAGCUUGUGCACGGAGCCGUCAGACCACCAUGUCCAGGAAUCCCCUGCUGGGUCCCAGGAGUGAAGAGUGGCUGCUUCUACUCGGAGAUAUUACAGCACUUUCAGGAAUCAUGCUACCAGAAAAACAGUUCCAGUGCACCAUAUGCCACCAAGUGUUCACCGACCCAGUCACCACUCCAUGUGGUCACAACUUCUGCCAAACCUGCAUCCGGAACACGUGGGAAGGCAGUGAUGUCUGCCAGUGUCCCACCUGUAACAAGUCAUUCGCCUCCAGACCUGACAUGAGCAUCAACACUGCCUUCAAAGAGCUGGCGGAGACAUUUAAACAAAUGAUGGUCCUCUCCUCUGCCUCUUUGCUGCCUGCAGCCAAACUGGAUGAGGUGGUGUGUGACGUGUGCGUCGCCACCUCCCAGCAGGUCAAGGCCCAGAAGUCUUGCCUGGUGUGUCUGACGUCAUACUGCGAAGCUCACCUGGAGCCUCACAGGAGAGUUGCCACCUUGAAGCUGCACACGCUGAUGGAACCGCUGAAGAACCUGCAAGACAGAGUGUGCAAGCACCACGAGAGGCUGCUGGAGAUGUUCUGCAGGGACGAGCAGAUGUGUGUGUGUCGGUUCUGCACCGAGGCCGAACACAAAGAUCACCAGGCUGUUGGGAUUGAGGAAGAAAGUGGAGAGAGGAAGGUCCAAAUGAAGCAGACUGAGGUUGAUUUUCAAAACAUGAUCGAGAAGCACCAGAAGAAAAUUGAGGAGAUAAAUAACUGCCUAAAAAUGAGCAAACUGAGCGCCGAGAAGGAAAAAUCCGCCAGCAACAGUCUCUUCACAUCUCUGAUCAACUCCAUCAAAGAGAGACAAUCUGAAGUCAACUCAGAGAUCGAACGAAAGCAGGAAGCAGAAGAAAGGAGGGCUGAGGAGCUCGUUAGUGAGCUGCAGCUGGAAAUCACCGAGCUUCAGAGGAGAAACGCUGAGCUGAAGGAGCUGGAGGACACCGAGGACCACCUGCACCUCCUACAGAGCGUGCCCUCUCUGGUUUCACCUCCACCUACCAGGGAGUGGGCAGAUAUCAGCAUCCACCCUGAGCUCUGUGUGGGGACCGUGAGGAGAGCUCUGUCCAAACUGGACCAUAUGCUGAAGAAUGAGCUGCUCUGUUUGAAGAAAGAAGAGAUGAGAAGAAUGCAGAAACAUGCAGUUGAUGUGGAGUUGGACCCGGAUACGGCCCAUCCAAACAUCGUCCUGUCAGCUGAUGGGAAGCAGGCUGGCCGAGGUGAGCAGCUCCACGCUGUUCCCGACAAGCCCCAACGCUUCGACCCGGUCAUCUGCGUUCUGGGAAAGAAGGGUUUCCAGUCUGGGAGGUUCUUCUUUCAGGUUGCUGUGGGGAAAAAGACCUUCUGGGACUUGGGUGUGGUCAAAGAAUCCGUCAACAGGAAAGGCAUGAUCACCACCAAGCCGGAGAACGGCUACUGGACGGUGCGUUUGAGGAACGGUAACGAGUACCGAGCUCUGGACUCCCCAUCCGUCCUCCUCUCUCUCAGGGAAAUGCCUCAGACUGUGGGGGUGUUUACAGAUUAUGAGGAAAGGACGGUUUCGUUCUUUGACGUGGAGGCCAGAUCCCACAUCUACACCUUCUCUGGGUGUUUGUUCUCUGAAAAGAUCUUCCCCUUCUUUAGCCCAGGGGUGUUAGAUGAAGGGAGGAACACGGGCCCUCUAGUGAUCACAGCUGUUAGUCAGGAGCCUUAAAGUGUUCUGGAGCAGGAGGACGUCCUCUACAGAGCACACUCUGUUUAAAGACGAAUAUAGAUAAAUAUAGAUGUGUGAAUGUAAAACAGUAGCUGAGUGUGUUAAAUAUAGACAGUUUAUAAUAGACAGAACUGUCAUGCCGUAUCACAUACUGUGUGAAGGCAGAGAUGAGGUAUUACUGAUGGUUAAUGAGUGAUGGAUCAUCCAUUCAUCCAUCUUUAGUUUGAUUUGCAACAUCUUUGCAUCAGCACCAGCUGUCAGAUGGAGUUUUGUGUGCUUUGCAUCUUAAUGAGGUUGUUGUCCAGCACACGUGAUGAUGGCUGCUCCUGCAGAAAGUAUGCAGUCAGAAACUCGAAUACAAAAUGCAAACUAUCAUUCGCUUAUUGAACCAUGUGCUGGAGCCUCAUGCAGCUGACAUGAAAUGUGCUUGUUUACAAAUAAAACUUGUUUGGAAUAGUC